Messenger RNA from Cryptomeria japonica (Japanese cedar), 2797 nucleotides. Its product is annotated as putative pentatricopeptide repeat-containing protein At3g23330. The record is from RefSeq and is a predicted model, not a curated record. Bases 343 to 2652 code for a protein of 769 amino acids. Gene Ontology annotation, biological process: RNA modification. NCBI's taxonomy places the organism in Eukaryota, Viridiplantae, Streptophyta, Pinopsida, Cupressales, Cupressaceae. Gene Ontology annotation, molecular function: protein binding; zinc ion binding; RNA binding. The transcript is spliced from 2 exons.
UAAUAUUCUUAUAAAUUUCUUCGAAGCACAUGAUUGUUUCAAAAACAUAUAAUUUUUUGUUUUCAAACAACAAACCGGAUAAAUUAUAGGCAGCUCCCUCCAUGGGACUGCACGGGAUCUGAUGUAAAGAGCCUUGAAAAUUCUUUGAAUGUUCCAACUCAAAAUUUAAACCGUUAGGUUCAGAAUUUCUCGGCACUCCAUUUUUAAAUUUUGUUUUCUUGUAACUGAAGAAGGUUCUCCAAAUUGCACUUGAUAGUUAAUGGGAUCUAGUUUUCCAGCUCUGCCAUGGGUUCUGCAAUGGCAUUCGGUAUAAUCAAAUACUACCACUUACCCCCAGUUUAAAUGGCAUUUGGUAUACGUAAACAAUCAUUUUCCACACUCAAACCAAACUCUACGUUCCAAUCCAUCAAUGCUCAAUGCUCUAAAGGAAGUCAAUUGGAAGAGGCAUUGGAUUCACUGUACCAGCAAGGCAGAAAAGUAUUAGCUCCCCAAGACUAUGCUUCUCUCUUGCAGACAUGUACCCAAACGAAAGCCAUCUCAGAGGGCACUCAAUUGCAUGCCCACAUGCUCAGAAGCGGGAUUGAAAAAAACCGUUUUUUGGAAACUAAACUUGUGAGCUUGUAUGUUGCCUGUGGAAGAAUUUUCAAUGCCAGACUAAUUUUCGAAAAAAUGUGCAGUGAAAAUGUCUUUGUAUGGAAUGAAAUGAUCAGAGGAUAUGCGUGGAAUGGACCAGAGGAGGAAUCCCUUGCAAUGUACUACAAAAUGCAAGAGGUAGGCAUAAAACCCAAUAAUUACACAUAUCCUAUUAUGCUCAAGGCUUGUUCAAGUCUAUUGGCUUUGGAAGAGGGCAGGCAAAUUCAUUACGAUAUAAUUAGGAAUGGGUUAGAGUCAGAUGUUUAUGUGGGUGCUGCACUAGUAGAUAUGUAUGGCAAAUGUGGAAGUGUUGAGGAGGCACGCCAACUGUUUGACAAAAUGUCUAAACGAGAUGUUGUGUCCUGGAAUUCUCUGAUUGCAGGAUAUACUCAGAAUGGAUGUGCCAAAGAAGCUUUGCAGAUAUUUUGUCAAAUGCAAGAGGCAGAUGUCAAACCUUCUGCUGUUACCAUGGCGAUUGUGCUUCCAGCAUGCACCCAACUAGCAGAUUUGAAACAAGGAUACGCACAGAAUGGAUUUGGUAAUGAUGCCUUAAACCUCUUUCAUCAGAUGCAACUAAACAACAUCACACCGGACUUUCCGUCAAUUGUAAGUGUGCUCCGGGGAUGUGCCCAUUCAGCAUCUGUGCAACAGGGUAAGUCUAUUCAUGCCUACAUAGUUCACAGUGGAUUUGAUGAGGAUAUAAAUGUAGGCAAUUCCCUUGUAGCUAUGUACGCUAAGUUUGGAACUACAGAGGAUGCGUUUCAGUUCUUUGAUUCUAUGCCUAAGAGAGAUGUGAUCUCAUGGAAUGCAAUGAUUGCUGGUUAUGCCCAAAAUGGGCAUGCCUGUGAGGCAUUGACAGUGUAUCAACACAUGCAAAACCAAAAUGUGAAGCCCGAUGUAACAACUAUGGUGAGUGUGCUUCCAUCAUGUGCCGAUUUAGCUGCUUUGCAACAAGGCAAGUAUAUCCAUGGAUAUAUACUUAGAAAUGGACUUGAGCUGAGUAUUUCGAUGGGGAAUGCUCUUAUAGACAUGUAUGCCAAAUGUGGGAGGGUACAAAUGGCCCAUCGGUUAUUUGAUAGAAUGGCUGUAAGAGAUAUUGUUUCCUGGAAUGUAAUGAUAGGAGGGUAUGGAUUGCAUGGGCACAGCAAUGAAGCGCUCCAACUUUUUUCUCAACUGCAACAAGAUGGCAUUAAACCAGAUCACAUCACUUUUAUAUGUGUUCUAUCUUCAUGCACUCAUGCUGGUCUUGUGGAUGAAGGUAGGCAGUUCUUCAAUACUAUGAACAGAGACUAUUGUAUUACCCCAAGGAUGGAACAUUACAUAUGUAUGGUUGACCUUCUUGGGCGUGCUGGAUAUCUGGAUGAGGCACAACACUUCAUCAAAAGUAUGCCAUUUGAACCUGCUGCUGGCAUAUGGGGUGCUUUACUUGGUGCCUGCAGAAUUCACUGCAAUGUUAAGCUUGCAGAACAUAUAGCUGCACAUCAUCUUGAGUUGGAGCCUCAUAAUAUGGGAUGCUAUGUGCUGCUUUCAAAUAUCUUUGCUGCAGCUGGAAGGUGGCAUGAUGCGGAAAAGGUGAGGGCAGUGCUAAAAGACACGGGAUUGAAGAAGAACCCAGGACGCAGUUGGAUAGAGAUUAAGAGUAAGGUUCAUACAUUUGUGGGAGGAGACAGAUCACAUCCCCAGUCAGAGAAAAUUUAUGCUGUCUUGGGCUGUUUGAUUAGAGAGGCGAAGAAGGAAGGAUAUACACCUGACAAGAGUCUUGUGAAUCAAGAUGUCGAAGAAGAGGAGAAAGAAAACAUUAUAUUAAGCCACAGUGAGAAGUUGGCUAUUGCCUUUGGGUUCAUUGAAACAAGCCCUGGAACGCCUAUCCAGAUCACCAAGAAUCUCCGCAUCUGUGGUGACUGUCAUUGGGCCGUCAAGUCCAUCUCUAAGAUUGUAAGACGAGAAAUUAUUCUGAGGGAUAUAAACCGAUUCCACUGUUUCAAGGAUGGAUUGUGUUCUUGUGGAGAUUAUUGGUAAUGAUUAUUACAACAAUAUCGAUGAACUUCCAUACUUAUACAUGUUUUUCUGAAGAUUUCUUCUAGAAAUGCAGACUAAAUGUCAUCGUUACACAAAUAAUGAGCUAUACAAUUUGUUAAUACGAAGCCAGUGUAAUAACUUGUGC